UAAUAAAAGGUUGUAGAGGUCUUGGCAAGAUGGCACUUCAAUUGCAUGGCAACGUUGUCGCCAACUGUUUCUUCGCAAUAGGAAUCAUUAUAGGCAAUCUGGCUCUAAUUGCCAUUAUUUUGUUAAGAAAGGAACUCAGACAGAAUUCCAAGUAUGUCAUUGUUUUGUUCUUAGCACUGGCAGACUUAUUCGUUGGAAUAUUUCCCCUCCCGAUGUGGACACACACGCUGGUUGCACAGGAAAUCGAUAUGUCGUGUUCAACUUUAAAGGCAUUAUAUGCAUGCGGUUCCAUUACUGUUGCCAACAGCUGCUUUGCCGUCAUCGCACUGAACAUUGACUUCAUACUUCAAUCUACAAUUUCAUCGUAUCAAGGAAUGUGCAAAAAAAUGGUUACAUGCAUUCUCGUCGCGUUCUUUCUUCUUGGACCGAUUAUCGUUCUGGUGCCAAUAAUGGUCAAUGGUCAGUAUCCUGGUGCUCCAACGUGUGGUUUGUAUUCGCUUGUGCAAUACGCAAGAGCUCUUGUUGCCUUGUCCUAUUGGGUUCCAUCUUUCAUCGCCAUCAUCACGACAGUGGUUAGUAUUGCUGUACAUCAAAAGAGAAGACGGCAGUUGAAUCAAUCCUCUUCCAGUCCCACUGCACCGGUUGAUCUCAUCGUAGCCUCGUUCUUGACAGUUGCUCUCUUCUUCCCAGGCGAAGUGUUAUCUUUGACAAGUGUCACGUGUUUCUCCGACUGCGGCUGGUAUGACAUACUAUCAAUAGUUUUGGGCUACUUUGCCUACGCUAAAUCUAUGAUCAUCCCAUUCCUCUGGUUUCUGAACCAAGAUUUCCGGUCAAUAGCUAAAGGCCAGAUACCUUCCAACGCCAAUCAACAGCCAGUUGUCAGCCAGCCUCCUCCCUACUACACGCACCAACAAUAUCUACAAAAUCCUGGAGCACAACCUGCUGCUCAUCAGAACAACUAUUGCAGAUCCGUAAUAACUGAGAAACUUGAACUGCAGGAGCCAAUGAAACGGUAACAAAUAACAUGUCGCCCAUUGGCCCAUAUGAUGUUGUGUUUGUUGUUUUACGCCACAAUUGGCAACAUUCUAGCUAUAUAAUCUGAACUAGACAAACAAGUGAUUGCUGCCAUGAGCAUCGUCUAAAAGGCCAUCAGGUAAUAAACGUCAGCAACAUCACGGAGGGAUACACAAGAAAUGGGGGCCUCAUUGUACCCAUGUGGGGAACGAACCCAGGGCUUCGGCGUGACGAGCGAACUCUUUGACCACUUUAACCCCACCAUCCCGAUUCUCCAAGAAUGACAUUGUGGUGCUGAUUAUAGAUUCAUGUAAUGCGAGUAGGUAGAGAGACACCUCUCCUGGCGGUUUCAAGACACUUGUGAAUCUGAGGAGGUUUGACACACGCAGUCAUACAAUGAGACAUAAGUUUAUUCCAAUAUUGUCACACAUGAAGGAAGAAUACCGAGCAUUUCACAACAUACAUAUCCGAACCCAUGACAGUCACAUAUUUUGUUUAAAGAUUCUUUAAUACGUAACAAUAUUUACGAUCAUAAAUGUAGAUAUUAUUGCGAAGAUACUUAAGACGGCCUUUAAGCUCAUGUGUAUCAACAACACACUCUGUAUCAUGUGAUGAUUCAUUGAUUCAUGUGAUGAUGUAUCAUUGUUUGACUGACUUGUAUAGUUGUAGACAGAGAAGUUGCAUAUGCUUCCAUAUAUACAUAACAAGUUCAAAUAUGGUACCUGUGUGGAGCAUUAUGAAGCUGAGAACUGAGGAGCCAAGUAUAACGCUCAUUCACGCGGAAGCAGUAUUAUUCACUUGUGUGUAUUAUUGCGAAAGUAAUUAAGACGUAAUUAAGACCAAUAUAAACUGUUAACACAUUGUGUAUCAGGCGUUAAUUGCAAAAUCAGGUCAAGCAAUAAAUCCACCCGAUCCAUCAUCCACGAUAAAUGAGAAAUUCACCUUGUAACUACAAUAUGCGUGUAUCUAAAGUACGUUUUAAAAAAAAAAAAUUCUCUUAAAAAAUAAUACCUAUAAAACACGAUGCCUUGUAAAUGUAUACAUGACGAUUCGUUAUUUUGUCGAUCUAUUAUUAGACGCCAAUCAUGGACCCAUAAAGAAAAUAGGACAAUU
Haliotis rufescens (red abalone) is the source of this 2127-nucleotide messenger RNA. RefSeq names its product melatonin receptor type 1B-like. Gene Ontology annotation, molecular function: G protein-coupled receptor activity. Bases 30 to 1016 code for a protein of 328 amino acids. Gene Ontology annotation, cellular component: membrane. NCBI's taxonomy places the organism in Eukaryota, Metazoa, Mollusca, Gastropoda, Lepetellida, Haliotidae. The record is from RefSeq and is a predicted model, not a curated record. The transcript has 2 exons. Gene Ontology annotation, biological process: G protein-coupled receptor signaling pathway.